GCUGGUUAUUUCAUUCGAACAUGAAAGAUAAUUAUAUUCUUAUGAUAUUAAUCACAACAUUUUCUCCACAUAUAUUCCAUUAUUAACAUUGCCAUACCUUUUGUGUAAAUUGUUGUGAAAUAAUCCUCAUGACGCGGGUCACAUUAUUUUGAGGGUUCAUUCUAAAGCAUGGAGACCAAAACAUUGCAAGACGAAGUGUGCAAACUUGCUUAUGAUGGGAAUUUUCAGUUACUGAAACAAAAACUGCAAAAAAAUGAGAGCUUGUGCUCCCAGUAUGACGCAAGCCAGAGAAUGCCCCUCCACUGGGCUGCGUCAGGUGGACAUACAGAGGUAGCAGACUACCUGUUGAGAAUUGGUGCUCCAGUUGAUGCAAGAGAUGAGUCAGAUUGGACACCUUUGAUGAUAGCUGUUUCGGCUGGCAGAAUGGAGAUAGUGGCUAACCUCAUCAGCAGAGGUGCCCUAGUGAAUGCAGUCAACAGAACAGGGCAGAGCAUGAUGCAUUAUGCAGCAUCAAAGGAUCAUAUGGAGAUAGCAGAACUUCUGUUAAACCAUGGAGCUGACGUCAAUGUGGGGGACAAGAUGGGCAGCACCCCGCUGCACAGAGCCGCAUCUAAAGGACAUCUCCAGAUGACAAAGCUGCUCCUGCAGCAUGAGGCGGAACCCAACAGAUCUGACUCGGAGGGAAACACUCCGCUUCAUCUUGCCUGUGAGGAGGAAAGGGUGCGGCCUGGGAAGCUCCUGGUGGAGCAUGGAGCCAGGCUGGACAUACAGAACAAGGACAAGAAGACUCCUCUAGACCUGGCCCCUUCUGGCAUGCAGCGGUCACUCAAACACUCCCUGGACAGAUGAAUAACACUUGAUCCACAAUCUCAUCAUCAUCACAUUGUUGUUUUCAAAACUUGCUGUUGUACAUUAUGCAUGAAUAAAUUUCUUACCUCAUA
This is a messenger RNA of Haliotis rufescens (red abalone), 941 nucleotides long. RefSeq names its product 26S proteasome non-ATPase regulatory subunit 10-like. Gene Ontology annotation, cellular component: nucleus. NCBI's taxonomy places the organism in Eukaryota, Metazoa, Mollusca, Gastropoda, Lepetellida, Haliotidae. Gene Ontology annotation, biological process: positive regulation of transcription by RNA polymerase II. Bases 169 to 849 code for a protein of 226 amino acids. The transcript is spliced from 6 exons. The record is from RefSeq and is a predicted model, not a curated record. Gene Ontology annotation, molecular function: protein binding; transcription cis-regulatory region binding.